UCCCAUAGUUUGACGUCCCUAUCUCUGAUUAUUUCUGCAAUUGGUGUGUAACUGGUUGUGUACUCGUAUCUAGCAGCACGCUUACAAAAACGAUCGACUUGCAAUAAAUACUUGCUGUCGUAUGCACAGGCCCAGACUUCAAUAUCAUAAUAGAACAGGGACAUGAGGAGACUGUCAAACAAAAGAGUGAGUUCUUGCAUGGUGUAUCCGUAAAAUUUACAAACUCUUAAAAUGUAUAACCUACUGCUGGCCUUAGAAAUCAUUUGUUCAAAAUAAGUGUCCCAAUUACAUGGUUGUUCAUUGAACGUCACGCCUAGUAAUUCUUCGAGUUAGAGCUUAUUUUUUAGCGUGCCAUAUCCCGACUAAAAAACCCUUGUAUCAUUGAUACCCGGUCACGUGGUCUAGUUACAUAGACAUAGCAACACUAGCUCGUCUGAAUCCUCGGCUGCACACAAAUCAACUUGUGUAUCACAAUGGCGUCCGCCACACAGUACAAACUAGCUCGUUGUGUAAAAAAUGGGCCUCCACAGAGAACCCCGGAGGAGCUAAAGCUUCUAGAGAAAGGCUUUGUGCUCGACAACAUAGCUGUUAGCACUUUAGCUGACGACUCUGGCCGCGCAAACCCCAAAAUGAAUACCGCGAUACCACCAUACAAUGCCCAAAAGGACAAGCAUGCUACCGAUUAUUUCACCAAGAGAACGGUCCAGAGAUUGCUAACACGAACGCAACAGCGCCCCCCAGGGGACUCAAUAAUGGGUAAACAAAUGGAUAAGUUCUACACCAGAGGGAUGAUGGGGGCCUACCUAACAUACCGUAACAGUGCAGGAGCAGGUCACUCUAAAGGUCAAGUCGGAGGGCAUGGAAUGUUCAUGGAAAACCUCCCACCAAUAAAUGGAUGGCAUGGGCCAUUUGGAUUCAGGAGGAACACGCCCUGGCUAAGACGACAACCUUCAGUAUUCAUAGGGAAAAUCGACAGCAGAUCAGUUGUGCCUUAGCAAAUUUGACACCCUCUAUCAGCUGGAAUUUUGAGAUGUAUGUGUAAAGGAAAAGAUAGAAGCUUGUGUUGUUAGCAGAGGUACUUCUGUAGAUGAGCUUGAUGAUAAGGUAGGAUUGAAGGCAUAGUUUGAGAAGGGGAUAAUACUGAACCGUUAGGGAUGUUUUAUAUGGAUAUGGAUAUAUUUAUUUUUGCCUAGUAUAGUCUAGAUGUUGUUCACAAGUGUCACUUCCCCAUAUUGUCUACAAAAAAAACAUAAUAUAUUAAAUUAUCAAAGUCAGAAUUGGGCUGCCAAAAGACUGUUGCAAAUAGUAGUUUUAAUUGCCUGUAAAUAUUGUCCUAGUUAUACUUUGUGUGACUCAUGCUGUAAAAGAGAUAUGUACUGUACUAUUUAAUAAAUCAUUUAUUUUUCUACUA
Molecule: messenger RNA, 1411 nt
Organism: Nematostella vectensis (starlet sea anemone)
Lineage: Eukaryota; Metazoa; Cnidaria; Anthozoa; Actiniaria; Edwardsiidae
Exons: 4
Coding region: 474-995 (173 amino acids)
Source: RefSeq, a predicted model, not a curated record